This is a messenger RNA of Cinara cedri, 627 nucleotides long. Lineage: Eukaryota; Metazoa; Arthropoda; Insecta; Hemiptera; Aphididae. The record is from the annotation of a GenBank genome assembly.
AUGGGCACUGAUAUAGUAAAAGUUGAAGAUAAAAGAGUGGUAAAAAGCUUUUUUAAGAUACUUUCUGGGGUUGCAGAUGCUGUAAGGUCAUGGACUGGUAUUAUUAGUCCAGAUUUAAGCAAUAGCCAGGACAUCAAUACUCUCAUUUCAAAAAUGACUGAGUGUUUAAAUCCAACAGGUGGNGAAGUUUCAGCGCGAAAAAAUACUGUGUCUCUUGGUAACUUAUACUUAAGUUUAUCAGAAAAUGGUAAAAUUAAAUUCCUUCAAGCUUUAGCAGAAGAAUUUAACUCAAACAAGGAACAAAUAGAUGAUAAAAUUUUAGAAUAUAAGAAAAAUCAAGAUCCUGAAUUAACUUAUACAUUUGAACAAGAUCUGAUUAAAACUCUUGAAUCACCACGUUCCAAAAUAUUAAAGCAGUUUAUCUCUUUACCAAAUGGACUGAAGUUCAUCGUUGAUAUGCGUUCUGAUGUACUUAAGCUGAAGAAUCGAUAUAAAACCUUAAAUCCGUUAGAAAAAGAACUAAAAAAUAUAUUAUGCACUUGGUUUGAUGUCGAUUUAUUAGAUCUGCAUCAAAUAACUUGGGAUUCACCUGCAUCAUUAUUAGAAAGGUUAAUAAAGUAUGAGGCA